AUGGCCACCAAGCGAAGGGAAUUGCAGGAACUCAGGCACCGGAUGGGUGACAAGGACAAUGCCUUCACGCAAAUCUUCCGACCCUACCUGACGCACAAGAGCCCGGUGGUCGCCAUCCCCACCGAUCUUAUGGAAGAUAAGCUUCGUGAACUGCAAAGCAUCCGGGAGGAAUAUUAUACCGCCGAAUCCGCAUACGAGGCCAUGGAGUUGGAGCUAGAUAACGAGGAAGUUGAGCUCCGCAUGCUGCAAGUCGAUCUAUCUCGCAUCUCCCGAAAUUGGGUAAAUAUGGGCCCUCAGGGUCCGUUUCCUCCGCCACCGCCCCCGCCCCCAAUAAAUGUCCCGGGCAGAUUAGCGGAGAAGGCAAAGGAUGAGGCCGAUGAUCCUGUUGACUCUGCACCGUCGACACCCGUUACUCUCCUAGGCAUAUCUGGUGACCGCCACGAAGACAUUCAUCCCUUGUACCAGGAGCUGUUAGAAGCUGCCGGGGAACGCCAGCUCGCCGAGGAGUACGUAGAGGAUCUCGAUAUGCGCCGCGACCAGAUACUAUACAGUCUCGAGCUUGAUCUGCACCGCAAGCGUGUGCGUGAGGAUCAAGGCAACCAGAUCAGCGAGGAAGAACUACACGCUCUGCGAUGCGCCCUCGCAAGGGUCCCUACCGACGCCGACGAAUUCGAAGACCGCUUCGGCAUCCCCAUCAGCGACGACGAGCUCGAUUUCCUCCGCAACUACGGGAUUGCUUCGACGCGCGCUCGCGAAGAGCUUGACGCCGCCACUGAGGCACUCUCCCACCUCCGCACGCUCUGUCUCAAGAAGGGUGUCAUGCGCAAGCAUGCCUCGUACAACGAAGAACGGGCCAUCUAUUCCGGCAGCGCCGACUGGUCCCCGCCUCCCUUGGACGGCAACAUGUCCAUCAAUCCGCCCGCCAAGCCCUCCCACGCCAAUCGUGGCGUGCCCUCCCUCGCGCACCCGCGCUUCCCUAUUCUCCUCUCGAACCCAGCCCAUGUCCUGAGCCUACUUACACCGCGUGAGGCGCUCGAACAGGCCCUGAAGCUCCCCAAAGAUGACUCCACCAGCGCGUUGCGCCGCGCAGAGUGCAUGAAGGAACUCGGGAUCAGCAUGCUCAUGAUUAAGGCCGAGAACACGCUGGACUACAUCAACCAGUGGCUGAUCCACCGGCUGCGCACGUCCCCGGUAGAGGCCGAGCUCAUGCUGGCUGUGUGCGAGGGGGAGUUCAAGGUGGUGAAUCUGAGGCGGUGGCAGGAGGAGGUGCUGUACUGGUGGCGGCUGGAUGAGGCAGCAACCAUGGAGCUCGACUGGUUCGAGGGCCCGGGGAGUCCUCGAGAUGAGUAUGGCGAAGUGCUCAUGCGGGUGCCGCCGGCGUUUGGAAGCAACACUGGCGGGGAUGGGAGGAGUAUGACCGGAUCGAGGGAGGGUUCGGUCAUUGAGGGGGAGAGAAGGGCCAGGAGUGAACAAGGGGAACGGUACCCUGGGAGAAUACAGGGUAUGGUGAAAGAUGGGAAGGCGAGGUCAGUUCGUAGUGUGGGAUGA
Molecule: messenger RNA, 1548 nt
Organism: Chaetomium strumarium
Lineage: Eukaryota; Fungi; Ascomycota; Sordariomycetes; Sordariales; Chaetomiaceae
Exons: 1
Coding region: 1-1548 (515 amino acids)
Source: RefSeq, a predicted model, not a curated record